Miniopterus natalensis is the source of this 1476-nucleotide messenger RNA. It is a transcript of the gene MYLIP, whose product is annotated as myosin regulatory light chain interacting protein. NCBI's taxonomy places the organism in Eukaryota, Metazoa, Chordata, Mammalia, Chiroptera, Miniopteridae. The record is from RefSeq and is a predicted model, not a curated record. Gene Ontology annotation, biological process: ubiquitin-dependent protein catabolic process. Gene Ontology annotation, cellular component: cytoskeleton. Gene Ontology annotation, molecular function: ubiquitin-protein transferase activity; cytoskeletal protein binding.
CGGUAGCUGCAGCGGCGGCCCCAGCCAUGCUGUGCUAUGUGACGCGGCCGGACGCGGUGCUGAUGGAGGUGGAGGUGGAAGCGAAAGCCAACGGCGAGGACUGCCUCAACCAGGUAUGCAGGAGAUUGGGAAUUAUAGAAGUUGAUUAUUUUGGACUGCAGUUUACGGGUAGCAAAGGUGAAAGUUUAUGGCUAAAUCUGAGAAACCGGAUCUCCCAGCAGAUGGAUGGGCUAGCCCCUUACCGGCUUAAACUGAGAGUCAAGUUCUUCGUGGAGCCUCAUCUCAUUUUACAGGAGCAGACUAGGCAUAUCUUUUUCUUGCAUAUCAAGGAGGCCCUCUUGGCCGGCCACCUCCAGUGCUCCCCAGAGCAGGCCAUGGAGCUCAGCGCCCUCCUGGCCCAGACCAAGUUUGGAGACUACAACCAGAACACCGCCAAGUACAGCUACGAGGAGCUGUGUGCAAAGGAGCUCUCCAAUGCAGCCUUGAACAGCAUUAUCACAAAACAUAAGGAGCUGGAGGGGACCAGCCAGGCCUCGGCUGAAUACCAAGUCCUGCAGAUCGUCUCGGCCAUGGAAAACUACGGCAUAGAAUGGCACUCUGUGAGGGACAGCGAAGGGCAGAAGCUCCUCAUUGGGGUUGGACCUGAAGGAAUCUCAAUUUGUAAAGAUGACUUUAGCCCAAUUAAUAGGAUAGCGUACCCCGUAGUGCAGAUGGCUACCCAGUCCGGGAAGAAUGUGUACUUGACCGUGACCAAGGAGUCUGGGAACAGCAUCGUGCUCCUGUUUAAGAUGAUCAGCACCAGGGCCGCCAGCGGCCUCUACCGAGCAAUCACGGAGACGCAUGCUUUCUACAGGUGUGACACGGUGACCAGUGCCGUCAUGAUGCAGUAUAGUCGAGACUUGAAGGGCCACUUGGCAUCUCUGUUUCUGAAUGAGAACAUUAACCUGGGCAAGAAGUAUGUCUUCGAUAUUAAGAGAACGUCGAAGGAGGUGUAUGACCACGCCAGGAGGGCUCUGUACAAUGCCGGCGUGGUGGACCUGGUCUCCAGGAGCGAGCACAGCCCCCCACGCUCUCCCCUGAAGUCCUCGGAGAGCAGCAUGAACUGCAGCAGCUGCGAGGGCCUCAGCUGUCAGCAGACCCGGGUGCUGCAGGAGAAGCUGCGCAAGCUGAAGGAGGCCAUGCUGUGCAUGCUGUGCUGCGAGGAGGAGAUCAACUCGGCCUUCUGCCCCUGCGGCCACACCGUGUGCUGUGAGAGCUGCGCCGCCCAGCUCCAGUCGUGUCCUGUGUGCAGGUCUCGGGUGGAACACGUCCAGCACGUCUAUCUCCCCACCCACACCAGUCUUCUCAACCUAGCGGUCAUCUGAUCUGCGUGCACCUACCCGACAGGCCGCUUCCAUGAACUGCACUAUCGUAAACUGAGAGUGGGAGAUUGUGGAGAAAAUAAAUCCUCCGGCACCCAUCUGCCAUGCCACGUUA